Molecule: messenger RNA, 1383 nt
Organism: Penicillium cinerascens
Lineage: Eukaryota; Fungi; Ascomycota; Eurotiomycetes; Eurotiales; Aspergillaceae
Exons: 2
Coding region: 1-1383 (460 amino acids)
Molecular function (GO): N-acetyltransferase activity
Source: RefSeq, a predicted model, not a curated record
AUGGAUCGAUUCGAAAAGCUGCGCCCAGUUGGUGGGUUGGAGCAGUACUCAACUGCGCGCCAUCAGAUCGGAUUUUAUCUAAAUGUCGCUGUGGCUGCAACAUAUGAACUGCCAGACCCGUUUACGCUUCCUAUCAAAGACUACGUCUACAGGGCUUGUGCGGUGCUUAUUGCGGAGCAUCCGGUGUUGUCGGCCAUUCCUGCGGGUGAAGAUACCCAGAAACCGUAUUUUGUGCGAUUGCCACAGAUUGACUUGGAUCGGGUUGUGUCUUUUCAUCAGCGUCGGACUUCCUUUAAAGCCGGCGAUGAUGAACCUGGCCCGGAUCACGAUCUGCAAGUCUUGAUCGAGGACGAGCAUAACAAGGCAUUCUCCGUGCCGAAUGCCUAUUGGAGGUUGUGCAUUCUGUCGGACAGCGAGUGUGAACGACAGUUUACUGCUAUCUAUGUCUUUCACCACGCUUUAGGCGAUGGAGGCUCAGGAAAGGCUUUCCACAAAAGCUUCCUUCGAGCGUUGAACACUGCCGAAGAACAUGAAACGAAAGCCCUUAUCGAAUCACCGAAGAUUCCGCUUCUGCCGAAUAUUGAAUCCCUCCACCCAAUGCCUCUGUCUUUCCUCUUCCUCGCAAAGAAACUCAUUCAAGCAAAAGUCUAUUCGCACCGAGACCCGGGGCUGUGGACCGCUGGUCAAAUACAAAACCCCACCAAAACCUGUACUCGACUACUCUCAUUCUCCAAGUCCGUCGUUACUUCACUGCGAGAUCGCUGUCGACAGGAGUACACAACUAUUACCGCUGUCCUGCAAACGGUCAUUGCGAGAUCGAUCUUCGCCCACAUUCCCGGCACUUACUCAAGCCUCGCUUGUACAGGCGCGCUAUCCUGUCGCCGCUGGCUUCCCGAUGUAAUCACGGACGACGUGAUGGGUGUAUUCGUCCAAGAUUUUGAAGAAACAUACUCUCGCAGCGCUACAUCUGCGGAAUCCUCGUUCCCAUGGGAGGAAGCACGGAGAUCUCGACAAACAAUCGAAGCUACCCUCAAUCGCAAAGGCAAAGAUGCAGGACCCAAUCUACUCAGAUACGUUAAUGAUUACCAGCAAGAACUCUGUCUUUCCAAGCUUGGCCAGGACCGCGACAAGACUUUCGAGGUGUCUAAUGUCGGUGUCGUGCACUCUGAAUCGGGUCCAGAGGAACCAGCUAUUAAAGGCAUGGUCUUUUCGCAGUGUGCCAGUGUCAUUGGAAACGCUCUUGAGUUCUCUGUUAUAACCGGUGGUGAUGGGUGUUGUGUGAUUUCUGUCUCGUGGCAGGAGGGCGUUGUUGAGGAAUCUCUGGUCGAGGGGGUUAUUGCGAGUGUCAGAGAUGAAUUGCGUCUUCUUGCUGGUUGCAAAUAA